Neodiprion fabricii is the source of this 492-nucleotide messenger RNA. Its product is annotated as immediate early response 3-interacting protein 1. Bases 68 to 316 code for a protein of 82 amino acids. Gene Ontology annotation, cellular component: Golgi membrane; endoplasmic reticulum membrane; COPII-coated ER to Golgi transport vesicle. Gene Ontology annotation, biological process: endoplasmic reticulum to Golgi vesicle-mediated transport. The transcript has 3 exons. The record is from RefSeq and is a predicted model, not a curated record. NCBI's taxonomy places the organism in Eukaryota, Metazoa, Arthropoda, Insecta, Hymenoptera, Diprionidae.
AUGGCAGCACAAGGCGGAGGAAACGUGCGUAUGGCGAUUCAAUUCGCGUGUCAAAUGUUACAUCAACAUGGCGUUCACGUUAUGGACCUUGUUCGAAGCAACGCUGCUGUGUUUAAACGCGGUAUGUGUUUUACACGAGGAGCGGUUUCUCGUCAAAAUGGGAUGGAGCGCGCAACAAAAUAUUCAAGGAUUCGGUGAGCCCCCAACAAUUAGAUCCCAAUUGUUGAAUCUCGUUCGUUCCAUCAGAACUGUAGCAAGGUUUCCACUGAUAUUUUUGAAUAUUUUAACAAUCGUCGUCAAACUCGUGCUGGGAUGAAGUUUAUACAUCGCGAACGAACCUGAUACGAUCAAACGAGUUUGAGAAUCCACCGGACAUGUGAUGAAUGUCCGUUAACGCUGUGCAUAUUUGAGGCUUACAUCAAAGGACAUGAUUUACACGUGCCGUAAGAUCAUUGUAAUUUUUUAAAUAAAAUGUAACAUUUGUAUUUAUAA